AUUGUUAAUCAGAAUUUAACUCCAAAUCACAAACUUAUUUCCAGAAAAAAAUUACUAAUAAAUUAAAAGCACUUAUAUAUGGCAAUAGCUGCUUCUUCUGUAAGUAUCGUCGGGAAUUCGACUUUUCCUAGGAUUCAGCAAACUCAUAUCUCGAAUCCAAGAAUCAGUUUUAAGCAGACCAGCUUCCCAUGUCUCCAAAAAAACAUCAGAGUAAUCAAAACAUUGGAUCUCCAUGUUAAAAGGAACUUCAUUGUCCAUGGAAGUUUAAAAAUACCAGAAGAAGCUCCAUUGCCUUCAGAUGAAUCUGGUCAACGUCAACCAUUCAAUUUCUUGGAUGCAUGCAGCAGAAUUUGGAUUAUUGAAAUGGUGCUCAAAGUAGUUCUACCCUAUUUGAGCACCAAAAGUAGGCACUUAUUGGAAGCUAAAGUGGAAAUGGUAGAACGGUAUAUGGAUUUUGUCGAAAAGGUGGCAGAGGAAAUAGAGAAAAUGCUAAAGUAUAUUAUCAAGAGUCUUCCAGAAGAUGGAAUUCUCAAAAAAAUUAUGGAUUUUCUUGAAAUAUUGGCUGAAGAAAUAGCUAAGACUGCCCAAUUUCUCAAGAAUUUUCUCGAUGAGGUUUUGAGAGUAGAAAAACAGUUGGAGUCUCCCUCCGAAUCUCCCGUUGAUGAAAACUCAAUCUCUUCCAAGGAAACAAACUACGACGAAUGAAGUAUUAAGUGUUCACAGGGUGAAAAGGCAGAUCAUUGACUGUAAGGCAUCGUUUAGCAAAAGAAUAACUUCCUAGAAGAAAUGAGCUAUCAACAAAGCAGAAACUUUUACAAAGCUUAAAGGCCAAGAAGCAUCCCAAGUUCAAUGAAUGAUAAGUUAAAUGUAUUUCAGCCAAGAUGUCAGCAUA
This is a messenger RNA of Olea europaea var. sylvestris, 892 nucleotides long. RefSeq lists its product as uncharacterized. The transcript is spliced from 6 exons. Bases 79 to 705 code for a protein of 208 amino acids. Lineage: Eukaryota; Viridiplantae; Streptophyta; Magnoliopsida; Lamiales; Oleaceae. The record is from RefSeq and is a predicted model, not a curated record.